AUGGUGCCCUUGGACAUUUCCACUGGGGUCCAGAACAUGUGCCACCUGCAAGGACAUGGUGCCCCACUUGGAAGUAUCAUGGGGCCAAGAGGGAAGGCCCGUCCUCUCUUCUUCCUCCCGCCGAGUUUUACCUGCGGAGGCGUCGCGGUGCCCUACCCCACCCAUUCCUACGACCUGACGAUCUCUGGAAGCUCAGACCCAAAUUCUAUAACUUUCUUUAUCACGAAGGUUUACUUCGAUCAUUGCCUGGAGGUGAUGAUGGGGAAUGGGAAUCUUAACAGUGUCAUCACGACGACUGUGACCACAACAAUAAUCAUGGAGCGCUUUCCAGAGAUUACCUGCCCAGGAGGACUUCCUAUCGGGUUGAAAUUUAUAUUUGCAGAAAUAUUCGUCGAGAUGACUCCCAGUGGUGCCCUCUUGUGUUUCCACGUUCACGUGGAUGUUGGAUAUGAAACGCCAGGAGGAGGGUUCACGACUCUGCUGCAUGUUGACCUGAUCACUAAAUUCGCCCUUUCUCUGGCCAUUGAUUGCCCAAGGGGAUGGCUGGUGGCCUCGUUGGCUGUUUCAGUGGAUAUCCAGAUUACAACCACGUGUAAAGGUGUAGCCUGCUCAAUCGGAAGCUCUGCGAUAGACGAAGUGCUGCAGCUCACCUCCCGUUGCAAGGAUAUGAUAGGUGGUGAGUCUUACCGAGGCCAAUCAGCAAGGUCGUGUCUUCCAGAGUUCCAGGGACUCCUUCCCGUACCUCAUCAGAUGGAACGUGUGGGCUACGUGGGGCAGGGCUCCCACAUCACUGCUUGA
Messenger RNA from Pogona vitticeps (central bearded dragon), 798 nucleotides. The record is from RefSeq and is a predicted model, not a curated record. Lineage: Eukaryota; Metazoa; Chordata; Lepidosauria; Squamata; Agamidae.